AUGCGGCACGAGAACUCCUGCACAAAUCACAUUUUCACUUGGCGUCUAACUGUUACAGGCGGCGAAGCACUUCUGAAAAUGGGAUCAACGGUUGCCAGGGAGACAAAAAUUUCAGCCUUGUUUGAAGAGGUUGGUAGGCAAGAAUUAUCCGUCAUGAAAGAUUAA
Molecule: messenger RNA, 165 nt
Organism: Plasmopara halstedii
Lineage: Eukaryota; Oomycota; Peronosporomycetes; Peronosporales; Peronosporaceae
Exons: 2
Coding region: 1-165 (54 amino acids)
Source: RefSeq, a predicted model, not a curated record